This is a messenger RNA of Penicillium psychrosexuale, 3846 nucleotides long. RefSeq names its product ankyrin repeat domain-containing protein. The record is from RefSeq and is a predicted model, not a curated record. Gene Ontology annotation, cellular component: cytoplasm. Gene Ontology annotation, molecular function: protein binding; ATP hydrolysis activity. Lineage: Eukaryota; Fungi; Ascomycota; Eurotiomycetes; Eurotiales; Aspergillaceae. Gene Ontology annotation, biological process: innate immune response. The transcript has 3 exons. Bases 1 to 3846 code for a protein of 1281 amino acids.
AUGGCUUGUGUAGCAUUGUCUCAUUCCGGUUCGAUACGGGUGCCGCAUCCGACAACAGCUCUCCGGGAGGCGUUGAUUGAAUUCGAAGGUAUUCUGACAGAGGAACAAAGGGGACUCUAUCAAGUCAGCGCUACGAAACCAGAUGUUGCGAGCGUCAUCGCAUUCGUGGCGGAGAUCGACGCCAAUAACAACAGCACGACAAGGAGAUGUGUGGCACCGAGGUUGUGUACAUUUCUGGAGGCGACACAACAGUUCAGUGAUGUCGUGGGUACAUUUAUCAGCUCCAAUCCUCAAAUCGCCGCCCUAAUCUGGGGCGGCGUUAAGAUGGCUAUAUUGACGGCAAGCAAUAUUACAUCUUACUUCGACAAGGUGACAAAAAUGAUUAUGGAGAUCGGAAGGUCGUGUCCAACCUAUCAACAAUUUGGUCAACUUCAUCCCGGCUGUAUCGGCCUUCAACGUGAGCUAUGCGAGUACUAUGCAGCCAUCGUCCAAUUGUGUACCAAGAUCAUCGAAGUAUCAAGACGCCCGCCGAUCACGCAAACUUUAUCGUCUAUUUUCAAUCCCUUCGAGUCUGAUUUCAAAAGUCCUCUCGAUAAACUAAAGCAAGCUACAAAGGACAUACAGCUGCAGAUAUCACUUGCCUCAAAGCAGGCUAACGAGGAAACAAAAAAAUUGCUGGAAAACGAGAGCCAAAAUAACGCAGCAUUCCGAAAGUUGACAAAUAAAUUCCGAAAAGAAACCCAAAAGGAACACACUGAGGCGCACCAGUGGAGAAUCCACAUGAUGAAGAGGGAAGCUGCAAGCUUGAGAUCUAGCAUUAGACAAAAUCUUUCUACCAUCGACUACGUCAAACCCUGGAAGCAAGCUAUCCAACAACGCGUGCCCUUCACAGCGGAGUGGUUACUGCAAGAGUUCCUUUUCCAUGAUUGGCAAGAUGACCAAAAUACUGCAAUUCUCUGGUGCCCAGGCACGAUGGGUAUGGGAAAGACAGUGCUUAUAUCUAAUGUGGUUGCCCAACUUCAUGCCUCACGAAAUACCAAUGACAUUAUUUCCUAUUACAUUUGUCGUGCGGACAACACUGCAUCUCUGUCAGCGAGAAACAUUAUCGGGAGUCUUGCUCGUCAAAUAUUAGACUCUCAGAUCAAACACGCUGAAGAUGAAAGUCUACAACGCCUAUACGAGGAUAGCAAUGACCUCAAUACGGCUGAAGUAGUUGAUUUCGUACUGUCUCGGCUCCACGAUGACAAUACAUACUAUCUAGCUAUUGAUGGACUGGAUGAAUGUGAACCUGUCGAGAUCCGGAAGGUGGCGCAGAGUGUGGCCAAACUUUGUAACAUGCGCGUUAAAAACUUCAAAGUUCUCUAUACAGGCCGCCCGGAGCUUGAAAACCAAUUGUUUGGAGCCAUGAAACCCAAAUACAAAAUCCCGGUGACCGAGACAAAAGUUGACUUGGAGAUGGAUCGCUAUAUUGCCGCGGCUAUAGGCAACUGCCUAGAAGACAAACAAUUGAUCUUGGGGGAUCCCACGCUCAUUGUGAAGAUAUUUGAAACCCUAAAAAAGGGAUCCAACGGAAUGUUCCUCUGGACGCGUCUUUUCAUCGAAGAGCUCUGCGAACAAGGCAGUGACAGUGACAUCUUAGAUGCAUUGAAGCAUCCCCCUCGUGGCCUAUCUGAAAUAUUUGACAGAAAACUCAGCCGUGUACGGGAGAGAACCUUGGGAAAAGACGCGUUCAAAAUUCUCCAAUUUUGUGGUGUGAUGAAGCGGCCAUUGACAGCGAUGGAAUACCAGGAGGUUUUAGGUCUUUCCCCUGGACAAACGUCUCUUGACCGAAAAAAGCUCCCCAACGACAUGAAUAAGGUCAUCGGUGAUUGUUGUGGUCUAACAUUCAUCGACGAAGAGGACAGCACUGUGCACUAUGUUCAUCAUAGCGUGAAGAAACACCUUUUUGGCACGAGCUCCCGACACUCGGAGGAAUUCAAUAUGGCGGGACUUGAUUGGCAUAUCGGCGUUCUUUGCAUGACCUACCUCGAUUUCACUGAUUUUAAGCGUCAGUUGACGAAAAUUCAGGAUGGUUCAAAUACUCCUAUACGGCCUGUUCAGCUUGGAAUGUCCCCCUUCGGCAGUUACAGCAGUAUGACUGGUCGAAUGGCACUGAGGCUACUUUCUUACCGUGAGAAGUUACAGCAUCUCAGCGCUGGGGAGCUAGAGAGGAAGGCCCAACAAAUACUUGGUGACAAAGAGUCUUCACGUCUAGAGAUGGAACUCCAAAGCCGAGGUUUUCACUUUCUCGAAUACGCCCGAAAUCACUGGAUCAAUCACCUCACAAACCCACAGCCUGACCCUGAGGAUACGACUUGGUCAUUGUUCUGCCGCUGUGUAGAAGGGAAUGAUAUUGUUGCAUACAGACCAUGGGAGUCAGCGCAGAAGGCCUACGAAGAUAGAAACGAUGUACCGCAGACGAUACAAUGGUUGUCAGCAUAUGGACAUUAUCACUUGCUUUUGUACUAUAUAAGGCGUCAGCCUUAUAUUUUAACAGAGAACAUCAAGCGUCAUAUCCUUCGAAGUUCCAUCAUCAAUGGCCAUCAUCGUCUCGCCAGGUGUAUUAUCCAACACGGACGCGAUUCUCCUGCUCUCAUGCAUCAUGGAUUGUUUUUGGUUUCGAGAGAAGGUUGCAGUGAAUUACUACCAAGUCUGCUCCAAGUAGUCGCCGACGUGGAUGCACGAGUGUGUGGCCAAACAGCGCUCCAAGCAGCAGCGCAAGGAGGCCAUCUUCAGGUGGUAGAGCGACUUCUCGCAGCAACGGCAAAUGUCAAUGCGCCCGCCGUAGAGGAAAAUGGACGAACAGCGCUCCAGGCAGCAGCGGAAGGAGGCCAUCUUCAGGUAGUAGAGCGACUUCUCGCCGCAAAGGCUGAUGUCAAUACGCCUGCUGGAGAGAUAAAUGGACGAACAGCCCUUCAAGCAGCAGCGCAAGGAGGCCAUCUUGAGGUGGUAGAGCGACUUCUCGCAGGAAAGGCGGAUAUCAAUGCGCCGGCUGGAUACUAUGUGGUAGAGCGGCUUCUCGCCGCAAAGGCUGAUGUCAAUACGCCUACCGCAGAGGGACGAACAGCCCUUCAAGUAGCAGCGGAAGGAGGCCAUCUCAAGGUCGUAGACCAACUUCUAGCCGCAAAGGCUGAUAUCAAUACGCCUGCUGGAAGGGGACGAACAGCCCUUCAAGCAGCAGCGCAAGGAGGCCAUCUUGAGGUUAUAGAGCAACUUCUCGCAGCAAAGGCUGAUGUUAAUGCGCCGGCUGGAUACUACGCUGGACGUACAGCCCUUCAAGCAGCAGCGGAAGGAGGUUAUCUUCAGGUAGUAGAGCGACUUCUCGCUGCAAAGGCUGAUGUCAAUGCGCCUGCUGGAGAGAUAAAUGGACGAACGGCGCUCCAAGCAGCAGUGGAAGGAGGUUAUCUUCAGGUAGUAGAGCGACUUCUCGCCGCAAAGGCUGAUGUCAAUACGCCUAACAGAGAGGGACGAACAGCCCUCCAAGCAGCAGCGCAAGGAGGCCAUCUUGAGGUUAUAGAGCAACUUCUCGCAGCAAAGGCUGAUAUCAAUGCGCCUGCUAGAUACGGAGGAACAGCGCUCCAAGCAGCAGCGGAAGGAGGCUAUCUUGAGGUGGUAGAGCGGCUUCUCGCCGCAAAGGCUGAUGUCAAUACGCCUAACGGAGAGGGACGAACAGCGCUCCAAGCAGCAGCGGAAGGAGGCCAUCUCGAGGUCGUGGAGCGACUUCUCGUAGCAACGGCAAAUGUCAAUGCGCCUGCUGGAUACGAAGGAACAGAGCUCCAAGUAGUAGUACAAAGAAAAUCACAGUAG